GAAACGACAAUGGCGGCAAUGGAGGAAUCACAAAUGUUGUAUCUAAGAUCAGUUCUCUCUCUCUCUUGUGGGAUUCGUGCCAGGCUUCAUUAACACAGUGGUACACAAUGACAGACGCCGUUGAGCUUCUCGUGAAUGAGGACUUGUUCGACUUCGGAGGAGGAGUAUCUACAGAUUUCAAGCUUUCGACUUACCAAACUGUUAUAGAACAAGGGCUUAGGUCAGACACAAUAUCUCCAGAAUGCAAGUCGAAACCUCAAGGUGAGGAUCUUGAAGAGAGUAUGCUUGCGGAUGAAUCAAGGAUGCUGACAGUGGUGGACAAAACAGAUGGCGAUGGUACAGAUGUAAAGCUGCAAAGCGAUUCACUUGAUGUCUUGACGCUUCCACGAAUCUAUGACCAGGAGCUCAUGGCUCACUUGGACGUAGUUGAUGACCCAGAUUCUGCUAUUGAAGAUGACGAGGGCUACUCUCAUGGGUCCACAAUUGACCGGGAUCGAACUUAUCAGGUGUUCUUGAAUGAUGCUGCUGAGUCUUCACAGAUUCAAAGACGAGGCAUCUUUCCAAAACCCAAGUACUUGGAACUAGAUACACUGAAGGUAUCUGUUGACAGAAAUGGGCUGUUCUCAGCAUCUAGUGGGAAGCGGCUGAUCGAUUCCUUGAACUCGUCAUUCAAUUUUCCUAGAAGAAUUAUGAGUGCCGACGCUAUGGGUACGAGUCUGAAUGAUGGUGAUGAUACACUGGAGCUCGGCAGCAGAAUUAGCCUAGAAGAUGCGCCAGUGAACCGUGGUGUGAAACUUAUCACCUCCGGAAGUUCUAUCGAACAAAGCAUUUGCAAGAGGUCUUUAACAAGACAUCCACUGGAGUCUGUAUUCGAAACCUCAAAAGUUGUCAACGCUGUUGAAGAGUAUGACCACAAUAAGGCAAAGACGAACAGACGCUCAAAGGAAGCCACCAUUAACCAUAAUGACUUUGGACAACUCGAAACUGGACAACUUGAAUUAUUAUUCCACAUUGAAUCCCCAAAACAAAUUGUUACAAGAAAAUACACUGUAAAUGGCACUGGAAACGCUACUAACGGCGAAUGCGACAUGCAGGGGCUUGUCUCACUAUAUGCAAAAGAUCUUCAAAAAGGAUCUCCAGAAAGACAGAACCAGAGCCUGGUAACUGAUGACUCUCUUAAUCACCUUAACAUAUACCAAGAGAACCCUGAGCGUUGGGGCAAUACAUUGACAUCGGCCUUUGAACUUAACGAUGAUAUCCUUUGUGAUAUUAAGUUUGAACAAGCAAAUAUUUGCUCUCUGUUGAGCGCACUUGAUUCUGUAUCUGAAGAUAACAGUGCCAAGAUGUUGAAUGCUGAGCCGUUAACGAAGAUAAGACCAACAAGCCCAAUAGUCCAUGCAAGCGCAAUAGUUGUUGAUAUGAUUAAAAGCAUUUCCGGGAAGAAAUCUGCAAGUCUGACAACAGAGGAUACAAACACUGCAUCCGUUACACAAGAGAAUAAAUCAAGCACCACAGAAGAAGACACAAUAACAACUCUUGAUCCUAGAUCUCUGCAGAUACAGACUGUUCCUAGUGAAAUGACAGUGUCCCCAGCUGGAACGAUGACUGCUAUGCUCUUAGCAAAAGAUACAAGUGAGAAAAGCACAGUAAAGUCACUUUUCCAGGAGAGGAUACAAUCAACAAGUGCUUUGGAGAAAUCAGACCAAGCCGAUACACAUAAAGACUGGACUCUAAAUAACAGAUUUGUCUCUCCACCACUUGUUACGAAGAGAAGAAAUUCCAUUAAGAAGAUAUUUUUCACGAGUCCUCAACCAUCCGUUAACCCAAGUAAAAAGUGGAACGAAGAUGAAAGGCAUGAGCGUGAGGACAAAGAAGAAAAACCAGGUUCCAUAAUCUCUUUGAAAUCGCUUUGGAGGUCAAGAACUCUAUCGCUUUCAAGACAACCCAAAUUCAACCUUGAGUCUGGUGCAUCGUUAUCAAACCCUGACGAUUUUGUACUUCCUGAGCCUGGACAGGAACGUUUUAAAGGUUUUGAUGAUGCCAUAAAGAUGUUGGAUGGCCACCACACUAUUAAACCGUCAAAUUCUAGGGAUUCCAACGAGACAGGAGAUACCUUAACGAGCUUGAUGGAUGAUAAAUUUCGUGGAUUCAAGUCUGUUUCAGAACAUGCUCCAACGCCUGCACCAGUAAUGUCUACCGAUUUUAGAAACAAGCCAACUAAUAAGUGGUUCAGAAUCAAAAGAUUGAGGACCCCGAGUCACCGCAAGAGAGUUGUAUCCUUUAAAAUCUCUGAUGACAAUAUGUAUAUCAAUGAGUCAGAUACAAUAUCAGAGAGAUAUCGAGGCGAAGAAACCGUGUUGAAGAGGACUCAAUCAGACCUGCAGCAAAGGAGACCGACACGCUUCAGAUCAUUCUUCUCCAGCUGGAAAGGAUAGUCGAUGCUACAAAUUUCAGUAUAAGGUGUAUGUUACUUCAAUAUAAGCCUCUCUUAAAAU
This is a messenger RNA of Williopsis jadinii, 2495 nucleotides long. RefSeq lists its product as uncharacterized. The coding region runs from base 108 to 2435 and encodes 775 amino acids. The transcript has a single exon. The record is from RefSeq and is a predicted model, not a curated record. Lineage: Eukaryota; Fungi; Ascomycota; Saccharomycetes; Phaffomycetales; Wickerhamomycetaceae.